CCAAUUGUUAUUAUUAGCAACAAUCGGUGAGUCACUCUUUCCCCGCCUCAGAAAUAGGAGAUUAGACCAAGGUCCUGCUAGAGAACUCCUCCGUAUGUCGGUGUCCCAGACUUUGGAUUUCCCAGACCCAGAAGUCGCAGCUGCAAUCCUAGCAAAAGUGGAACAGGUUUAUCCCGGAUUGGCUGAUGAUGCUGCACGUGAGUUAGCCAUUCGUCAAGGUAGCGCAGAGAAUGCCAUGCUUAUCCUCGUUGCCGGAAUGAAUGAGCAUCGUAGGAAAUUCCCAACUUUUGGAACAGAGAUGCUUCUUCACACCAUCCUCGCAGUCCUAAAGACGGGAGAAUGUUCAGUUGACUUCCUAACAAAGGUAGCUGACGGAUGCAGGAUGUUCGGAUUUAAUGUGAACCUGGAUAGAGACUUAAUCAAAGCCAUUUAUCUGACGUUUGGGGAUUACAUCAAUAGUCGCGAUGUAUGGGCCAUGGUAACAUACUGGAAAACGCUUGUGCCAAACCAAUGCCUGAGAAUUAGAUUGACCAUUGAACAGGCCGAAUGGCAUAAUCUAACAAGUUUUACCAGCGUUAAGUCAGCCCUAACAUUGCAUAAACAGUUCUAUUGGGCGAACCUAUUUCAACUACACGCGUAUAGUGCUCAACUGGGAAAGUUCAGGAUUGCGAUGGAUCUGAUUCAUGACGAUCCUUAUUUCGGAUUUAACAAGAACCUAGGAGAGGCAUCCUCAACUAGGUAUAAGGAUCUGGCUGGCGCGUGUAUUUUACUGCUUAUCAAAGCAGACAAUGAUAAGGGACUCAGAAAAUACAAGGGGAUGGCAAACAGAAUAAACAACUUUUCGUACAUUAAAUUUCUGAUUCGCCAGUAUAUUAAGGCCACUGUAUCUCGCGCCCAGGGUGACCAGAUUGAUGAGGCCCGAAAACAAGCAGUAGUGGCCGAUCUUCUCCCAGUAAGUCCAGGGUUCACUCUUAACCACGUCCAAGUGUGCACCAAAGCGUAUAAACCUGGGGAUGAUAGCGAUUCUGAUGAGGAGUGA
This is a messenger RNA of Bemisia tabaci, 1039 nucleotides long. Lineage: Eukaryota; Metazoa; Arthropoda; Insecta; Hemiptera; Aleyrodidae. The record is from RefSeq and is a predicted model, not a curated record.